Messenger RNA from Elgaria multicarinata webbii, 3098 nucleotides. It is a transcript of the gene KDM1A, whose product is annotated as lysine demethylase 1A. Gene Ontology annotation, molecular function: transcription factor binding; chromatin binding; flavin adenine dinucleotide binding. NCBI's taxonomy places the organism in Eukaryota, Metazoa, Chordata, Lepidosauria, Squamata, Anguidae. Gene Ontology annotation, biological process: positive regulation of transcription by RNA polymerase II; negative regulation of transcription by RNA polymerase II. The record is from RefSeq and is a predicted model, not a curated record. The coding region runs from base 70 to 2685 and encodes 871 amino acids. Gene Ontology annotation, cellular component: nucleus. The transcript has 20 exons.
GAGCUUGCGGCGCGUUCGGUCCCUCGCGCACGGGGCUGCCUUUGUCCCACUGGCCGAGCGGCUGAGGCGAUGCUGUCGUCGGGGAAGAAAGUGGCCGCGGCGGCGGCGGCGGCGGAUGCCCCAGUCGGCGGGGGCGGCGCUGGGGGCGAUGGCGCUCCCGAAGCCCCGGUGCCCCCUCCGCCGCCUCCCCCUCCUCCGCCGCCUCUCUCCAGCUCCUUGGGCCCAGCGGAGGGCGGCGGCGGCGCUUCGGGGGCCUCGGAGCGCACGCCCCGCAAGAAGGAGCCGCCGCGCGCCUCGCCGCCUGGGAGCUUAUCCGAGCCGCCGCCGGCCGGGCCCGGGCCUGCAGUGGGCUCCGAGACCACCGGCAUCGCCGAGACCCCUGAAGGCCGCCGGACCAGCCGCCGGAAGCGGGCCAAGGUAGAAUAUAGAGAAAUGGAUGAGAGCCUUGCUAACCUUUCUGAAGAUGAGUAUUACUCUGAAGAAGAAAGGAAUGCUAAAGCGGAGAAAGAGAAAAAGCUGCCCCCUCCGCCUCCGCCACCACCUCCUGAGGAAGAGAAUGAAAGUGAGCCAGAAGAGCCAUCUGGGCAAGCAGGAGGACUUCAAGACGACAGUUCUGCAGGGUAUGGAGACUGCCAAGCAUCAGGUGUGGAGGGUGCAGCUUUCCAGAGCCGACUUCCACAUGAUCGGAUGACAUCACAAGAAGCAGCGUGUUUUCCAGAUAUUAUUAGUGGACCACAACAAACUCAGAAGGUGUUUCUUUAUAUCAGAAAUCGGACGUUGCAGCUUUGGUUGGAUAACCCAAAGAUUCAGUUGACAUUUGAGGCAACACUACAGCAGUUGGAACCACCCUAUAAUAGUGAUACUGUGCUAGUUCACCGAGUACACAGCUAUCUGGAACGGCAUGGCUUAAUCAAUUUUGGCAUCUACAAAAGAGUGAAGCCCCUACCAACCAAGAAGACUGGCAAGGUGAUCAUUAUUGGUUCUGGAGUCUCUGGCUUGGCAGCAGCCCGCCAGCUACAGAGCUUUGGGAUGGAUGUCACACUCUUAGAAGCAAGGGAUCGUGUAGGGGGCCGAGUUGCAACUUUUCGCAAAGGAAACUAUGUUGCAGAUCUAGGAGCCAUGGUAGUAACAGGACUUGGAGGAAACCCCAUGGCUGUGGUGAGCAAGCAAGUAAACAUGGAAUUGGCCAAAAUAAAACAAAAAUGUCCACUUUAUGAAGCCAAUGGCCAAGCAGUUCCGAAGGAGAAGGAUGAAAUGGUAGAGCAAGAGUUUAAUCGUUUGCUGGAAGCCACCUCAUAUCUCAGCCACCAACUGGACUUCAAUGUCCUCAAUAACAAACCUGUCUCUCUGGGUCAGGCUCUGGAAGUUGUCAUACAAUUACAGGAGAAGCACGUGAAAGAUGAACAGAUUGAACACUGGAAGAAGAUAGUGAAAACUCAAGAAGAACUUAAAGACCUCCUUAAUAAGAUGGUGAACUUAAAAGAGAAAAUAAGGGAGCUCCACCAGCAGUACAAGGAGGCAUCCGAAGUAAAACCACCCCGAGACAUUACUUCGGAAUUCCUUGUGAAGAGCAAGCAUAGAGAUCUUACUGCUCUCUGCAAGGAGUAUGAUGAAUUGGCAGAAACACAAGCAAAGCUGGAAGAGAAGCUUCAGGAACUAGAAGCCAAUCCCCCAAGUGAUGUUUAUUUAUCAUCAAGGGAUAGACAGAUUCUUGACUGGCAUUUUGCAAAUCUCGAGUUUGCAAAUGCCACACCGCUGUCUACUCUGUCGCUGAAACAUUGGGACCAGGAUGAUGACUUUGAAUUCACAGGCAGUCAUCUGACGGUGAGAAAUGGCUAUUCCUGUGUGCCUGUUGCUCUGGCCGAAGGUUUAGACAUUAAGCUAAACACAGCCGUUCGACAGGUUCGCUACACAGCUUCAGGAUGUGAAGUGAUAGCUGUCAACACCCGCUCCACUAGCCAGACGUUUAUUUAUAAGUGCGAUGCUGUUCUGUGCACCCUUCCCUUGGGAGUGCUAAAACAGCAGCCUCCUGCAGUACAGUUUGUGCCUCCUCUUCCGGAGUGGAAGACAUCUGCUGUGCAGAGAAUGGGAUUUGGAAACCUGAACAAGGUUGUACUGUGUUUUGACCGCGUGUUUUGGGACCAGACCGUUAACUUGUUUGGUCAUGUCGGCAGCACGACCGCCAGCAGAGGAGAGCUUUUCCUGUUUUGGAACCUUUACAAAGCACCAAUUCUUCUGGCUUUGGUAGCAGGUGAAGCAGCUGGAAUCAUGGAGAACAUCAGUGACGAUGUCAUUGUCGGACGCUGCCUUGCGAUUCUCAAGGGCAUUUUUGGCAGCAGCGCUGUCCCUCAGCCCAAGGAGACGGUGGUAUCUCGUUGGCGGGCCGAUCCUUGGGCCCGAGGUUCCUAUUCCUAUGUCGCAGCUGGAUCUUCAGGAAAUGAUUAUGACUUGAUGGCUCAGCCAAUUACUCCAGGACCAGCCAUUCCAGGAGCUCCCCAGCCAAUUCCUCGCCUGUUCUUUGCCGGUGAACAUACGAUCCGCAACUACCCUGCCACUGUUCACGGAGCUCUGCUGAGUGGACUGAGAGAAGCUGGGCGCAUUGCAGACCAGUUUCUCGGUGCAAUGUACACUCUGCCUCGCCAAGCCACCCCUGUGGCCACUGCACAGCAGGCUCCUGCCAUGUAACAGUGCUAGAAGUGGUGCAGUGGGCUCAGAAUGCUUUGCAAGGACUUGUCGUUAGGAGCAAGUGGUCUUCCUGGUCUGUAGCACUACUGGUUGGAAGGCGGAACCAGGAGUCGAAAGCAUCACCCCUGUUGGGCGGCCUGCCAAAGACAUCCACCACCUGAGAAUGCAGUUCCAGUCCAAUCCCAGUUCACUGGAGUGGUGCUUGUGCUCCCCUGAAAUACAGACUCCUGGUCUCUCUUGGGUGGGAUCUAUUUUGGUACAGAACUGUGUUUGGUUGUUUCUUCCCAGGGUUUAGAACUCUUGUAAGUUAGCUACUGUUAGGAAUUAAAAGAUUGUCUUAGGUGGAUUUUGUUUUGGAAAUUAAAAAAUAAAACAUCCUUUUUUUAAAAAAAACAAGCGAACCACAACCAAAA